Ramularia collo-cygni is the source of this 579-nucleotide messenger RNA. RefSeq names its product related to 4-carboxymuconolactone decarboxylase family protein. The transcript has a single exon. The record is from RefSeq and is a predicted model, not a curated record. Gene Ontology annotation, molecular function: peroxiredoxin activity. Lineage: Eukaryota; Fungi; Ascomycota; Dothideomycetes; Mycosphaerellales; Mycosphaerellaceae. The coding region runs from base 1 to 579 and encodes 192 amino acids.
AUGAGAAUCCCCUACGCUCCCUCCACACCCCCUCCCAACUCCACCCCCGAAACACACGCCAUCUACCAACGCAUCGCAACCCGCCGCGCUCCCCGCCCUCUGAUCCCCCUCGACCUCGCCCUCCUCCACAACCCCUCCAUAGCAGACGGCUACAACACCCUGCUCUCCGCCCUGCGCACCUCCACACUCCUGCCACAAUCCCUGGCCGAAUUGGCAAUCUGCUACAUCGCCGUCCUCAAUUUCGCCACGUAUGAAUGGACCGCGCAUGCGCCUCUCGCUCUCAAAGCCGGCGUUCGGAGGGAGGUUUUGCAGGCCGUGUUGAGGGAGGAGAUUCAGAGUGGGGCGUUGAGUGCCGAGGAGAGGAUCGUGUGCGAGUAUACGAGGGAGAGUACUGUCGGGGUCAAGGUGUCGGAGGAGACAUUUAGCAAGGUCAAGGAGUUGUUUGGGGAGAGAGAGGUGUUGGAGUUGGUCAUGGUUGUGGCCGGGUAUAAUAUGGUGAGUAGGUUGUUGGUAGGCUUGGAUGUCACCGAGAGUAAUGGCAAGGAAAUGGUCAUGCCGGCCGAGGAGGACAAGCCGUGA